AUGGAGGAGCAGAAAAAAGUACCUCGUCCUGACCCAAUUAUAAUACACUUGGGUGACAUGGGACGCUAUCAGUUCCUCUAUUGUAUGCUGAUAUUUUUAUCGAAAUUUCCUUCUGGAUGGGUGACAAUGUCGCAUAUCUUUUUGAGCGCUAAGGGCGAAUAUUAUUGUGAAAGCGGGAAGGACGUGGACCCCUGUACUGAUAAAUGUAAAUCGGCUACGUUUGAUCGGACAAUUUUUACCGACACAAUUAAUAUGUCAUUUGAUCUCUCUUGUGAUCGUUUCUGGCUUGCAAGUUUAUCCCAAUCUCUAGUAAUGGGUGGCAUUAUGAGCGGUGCUAUGAUAUUUGGAAUAUUAUCAGAUAAAUAUGGACGUCGUAUAACGUUUAUUAUCGAAUGUAUAGUGCAACUGGUAUUCGGCGUGGUAGCUGCAUUUUCAGUAAACUACCCUAUGUACGCCCUUUUUAGAUUUCUGCAUGCAACUGCUACCGGGGGGCAAAUGACUACCAGCUUUGUCCUAAUCAUGGAGAUUAUUGGUCCCAAAUACCGUGAGACUAUGAAUAUUUUAUAUCAAAUCCCAUUUAAUUUGGGUCACGCAACUUUGCCGUUAUUUUCUUAUUUUCUACGUGAUUGGCAUUACUUUUAUCUAAGCUUUUCUUUGUUUUCAAUUGUAUACUUUAUAUAUAUAUGCGUGAUAUUUGAAUCGCCACGUUGGCUAUUCACCACAGGUCGUUUGGAAGAGUCCAUACCGAUUGUCGAAAAGAUCGCAAGAAGGAAUGGCCGCCCUCCAGAAAAUAUAGAAAAAAUACGACCCGAGAUGGAAGCAGCCUUUCAACAGUUGGCAUUGUCCGGUACUAAGAAGAAGAGCUCUAUUUUGGAUUUGUUUCGGACUCCGAAUAUCCGCAGAAAUACCAUAAUUAUGAUGUAUGAAUGGUACAACGUGUGCAUGGUUUACUAUGGUUCCGCUCAAUUUAUAUCAACAUUAAGCGGCAAUAUAUUCUUAAAUGUAUUCAUUAGCGGCAUAUUAGGAGUGCCGGGCACAAUUUUGUGCGUCUUUAUGACAAAAUAUUUGGGACGGCGUGUAACAAUGGUUAUAUCGAACGCAAUAAGUGCUUGUGGGUUUUUGAUGAUUGCUUGCGUUACCACUUUAAAGCCGACAAUGGUCGUAGUCUUCGCCAUAGUUGGUCUCUUCGGUGCGUCAAUUACUUUUCCGAAUACAUAUAUGUACGCUGGCGAAAUAUUUCCUACUUUAGUACGAACAACUGGUAUGGGCUUGUGUUCAUGCUUUGGUCGUUUCGGUUCGAUGAUAGCACCAUUUAUAACAAGUGAUUUGGCUUUAUAUUCGCCCGUUAUACCACCAAUAGUGUAUGCAGCUAUUGCCUGUAUUGGUUUUGUGCUUACAUUCUUCUUGCCCGAAACAAAAGGUCGCAAUGUGCCAGAAACUAUAGAAGACGGCGAAGCCCUUCAUUUUAGGAAAACGGAUUAA
This is a messenger RNA of Glossina fuscipes, 1482 nucleotides long. RefSeq names its product organic cation transporter protein-like. Gene Ontology annotation, cellular component: membrane. NCBI's taxonomy places the organism in Eukaryota, Metazoa, Arthropoda, Insecta, Diptera, Glossinidae. Gene Ontology annotation, molecular function: transmembrane transporter activity. The transcript has 4 exons. The record is from RefSeq and is a predicted model, not a curated record. The coding region runs from base 1 to 1482 and encodes 493 amino acids. Gene Ontology annotation, biological process: transmembrane transport.